AUGAGUGAGCAAAAAGCGGAAAAUGAAGCAGAUAUUGAUGGUGGAUCAAUGCGCCUUUCGCCGUCUCUUAUAGCUACCAAGCCUGCCAAACCUCUGUUCUUUGCGCGUAAAGCAUUUCAAAGUCGGCGCAGCGAAACUGAUUAUGAUGAAUAUCUUAUGGCUAUGAAACGAGUUCACUAUGGACAUUCUGACAAGUUGGAGUCACCAGUUGAAAUAUUAUCACCCAGAGCUCGUUACCGAAAACAAGAAUCAGAGAAACGGGAGUCGAACGACGAAAAGGUGGUUCACAGUUCUGUACAAGAGACAACCUGUAUUGGCGUCAUAGCGUCCAUGGUACCCGACGAAAUUAUUUACAAAUAUCAGGACUACUCUAUAAGGACUUAUGAAACCGCUCUUAUGUUUAUUGAUAUAACUGGUUUUACCAACUUAUGUGAAAGAUAUACGACUUCUUCAGGACGUGGUGGGCCUUCAAAGCUGACUCAAGUCCUAAACUCUUAUAUAGGAGCCAUGGUUCAAGAAAUACUGACUCAUAACGGAGACGUAUUAAAGUUUUCCGGCGAUGCCUUUUUAAUUAUGUGGAAAAGAACGCCUAAGUUGACAAUGCAAGAUGUUGUUCACAAUGCUAUUGAUUGUGGUUUAAUUAUACAAAAGAAUUAUGGAUUAUUCCGCACCGAUGUUGAUGUUGUUCUGAAGGUCAAAGUGGCUAUCUCAGCCGGCCGUUCCCAUUUCGCAAUAAUCGGCGAUGAGAACCAAACACAGUCCAGUUUCGUGAUCGUGGGCCAGCCGGUGUGGGACGUGAAGAUGGCGCAGUACAUGACUACUCCAGGAGAUGUAUUAACGUCAGCCAGUGCUUGGAUGUAUGUCAACGAGUCUGAGUAUUGUACACAACCCUGUGGAGACGGAAGGCAUACCAGGGUUUUGGGAGUCGGUGCUUCUUGGAAAAGAGUAGAGAAGCUAACUAUUAAUGAAAUUAAAGAGUCCGAGUCUUCGCGACAGGGAAAGGGGUGGACGCCUACCACGCAAAGUGAAUUACAGUAUAAAGAGUUUUCACUUCGACCAGCCUUGUUGGCCGCACUACGCAGCGACUGGUGGCCGAGUCUUCGUCGCUUCAUGCCAACUCCAGUUCUCCUCGCAGUGGACAAUGAUGAGCCCAUGGACUUCCUGACAGAAGUUCGGCAUGUUGUGGUCGUAUUCCUUAAUAUAAUUACUAGGACUGGUACGACGGACGUGCUUCUUAAAGUAGUAGAUGAUACUUACAAAUAUGUUUUAAGUGUGACAUCAAAGGCUGAUGGUUAUGUGAACAAAGUAUCCAUGUUCGAUAAAGACAUGAUGUUUUUAAUUGUGUUUGGCCUUAGAGGGCUCAAACACGAAAUGGAAGCACAAAACGCUAUUCUGUGUGCCUUCGAGUUGAGUGAGAAUCUUGUCGAUGAAAAUAUUCUUAGUGUAUCUAUUGGAGUCACUUCUGGUAUCACUUACUGCGGUGUAGUAGGCCAUGUUUUGCGAAGAGAAUACACAGUUAUAGGCCCUGCAGUAAACAAGGCAGCAAGAUUAAUGAUUGCCUACUAUGACAUGGUAUCAUGUGAUAAAGAGACCUUUCUAAGAAGCAAGCUACCGCAGGAGUUUUUUAGGCAACUAGAAGCAAAGCCUUUGAAAGGAAUAGUUAAACCAGGACCUGUAUACCAAUUUAGCAAAGUGGGGUGGCCAGAACGCUUUCCUGGCUGGCGACACCCAAUUUUGGACCGGAACGAUGAGCUGAAACAAUUUAAGGCAGUAUUGCAGAAUGCCCUUGAACAGCAACAGCGUAGUUUUACGAGAUACCGCGACCACAAAUACGCCGUUGCUUAUACAGGACGCAAGGCUGUUGGCACGACGCGAUUACUCGAAGAAAGUUUAUCAUUGGUACCUGAUUCAGUUCGUAAACGAAAAAUGAUACUAAAGGAGUCUGGAAUAAUGUCAUAUUCUUUUAUUCGAUCUAUAAUUUCGAAAAAGUUUAAGAGAACCAUUACUGCGGACGUGAAUCAAACACGCAAUUUGAGGGAGAAAAACGAGGCUAUGAUCAGACAUUGUAUUAAUACAAUGGAAACAACACCACUGCAGUUAUACGCCUUGAACAUUAUAUUUGACUGUCGCUUUCCGCUGCCAGAGAACUUUCGCCCCUCUGGUGAUAUACUGACCGAUUUAUCAGUGAAAAGUACCAUUCGAGAAAUCUGCAUUAAGAAUUUUGUCAAUUUAUGGGUGCUUGGGAUUGACAAUGCCCAAUUCAUAGACGACGAUUCUUGGCGCAUAUUAAUAAUACUUCUCGACACCAAGAUGAUCUUCAUAAUAAUGGCUAUCAGCAAUGUGGAAAGCAUAUCAACGAUUGCCCAAACCUGCUUAACAAACCACAUGGUCGUGAAUAUACCGUUGAGAGGAAUUAGCCGCAGCUACCUUGCAGCCUUGGCCUGCCAACUUCUUGAUGUUCAAGCCAUACCCGCUGAUCUAGAAAAAGUUAUGGAAAGUGCUAGUGGAGGUCUGCCAGGAUGGAUCCAGAAUUUUGUCAUAUCUUUAGUACAACGGGAAGAAUUGAGUAUUGUGAUGUUAACUCGGUUCGAAGCACAGAAGCUAGGCGCCGUAAUGCCUUCCCCUGUUAUGCUUCAGGUCAAAUCUACGAGCCAGCACACCGAUGACUAUUCAAUGAAAGGAAAUAGUGAAUUGAGUAUGUGCAGCCAUAGCGUAAGUAUAUUAAGCUCGAGUAAACAGGAUGAACUUGAGAGGCAUGACCAGGAAAUGAUACAAAUGGCUGUCUUACCGGAAUCUUAUACCUUUGAUAAUAUGAAUGUUGAUAUAACUAUGGAUGCUUUAAUAUUGAAAAUUUAUGACUCUUUGAAUCCUUUCGAGAAGAUGUUAUUAAAAUGCGGAUCAGUACUCGGAGACGUUUUCACCAGAAGGAUGUUGCUGCAUUUGCUUCAAAGUAAUUCUCCAAAGAAGUUUGCGGAAGCGGUGGCUAAGCUCUUCUCAAUAAGGGUGCUAGAAUGUGAAGGUGGAGACUUUACGCGAGAUACAUCUUUGGUAUUGGUGCAUCCUGCGCCUUCGGAGGCCGAUCCAAAGCCUCCAUAUUGCGCGUGCUUAGGAACUAGAAGACCAGCGAGCUGCCGGCAUCUACCGAUGUAUGCUUUUUGUGGCUACAUGAAGUUUCGUCAUACACUGUUCAGAACUACUACCUACGAACUAUUGACUGAAAAUCAGAAACACGACCUCCACUCGCGUGCCCUGUUGUAUUUGGAGCGCUACACGAGACGCUGCCUUAGCUGCGGCGCUGGCUGCUUCGGGAAACUGCUGGGACUACGAUGUGAUAGCGGUCUCGUCGAUGAGAGGGAAGCUCUGAAACGAACACGCCGUCAAAUAUGUGCACUGAGUGCUGAAGCAAAAAUGAUUGGAGAAGAGGACACUAAUUCUGAGUAUUCGUUGCCUGGAGAUAUGAGCUACCAGUUGUUAGAAACGGAGGGUACUUUGAUGAGCCGUAUAAUAGGCAAACGAGAUAGUGGCUUUUAUCCAAAGACGGUGAAAGGUGUGCAAGAACAAAAACGAGUUCGUUCCUUCUCUUCCCUAGACCUGGAGAACUGCGAGUGCCUCUCUAUUUUACAGCAUGUGUACUCUCAAGUUAUUGACCAUUGCAAAGGAGCAGGGGAAAAUCAGAAACUAUUUGAGGCGUACAUGGAGUACGCCGACUUGUGUAUUAAUAUAAAUGUGAACAUACCCCAAUGUGUCCGUCUGCUAUCUGAACUUGAGGGUUACAUAAAGUCAAAGACUUUUUGCCUCGAUUAUAAAUCUCCCAAUAACUGGGUACAUGAUUUUAACUUGGCGUCGGUGCUCUCACUACGAGGUGUCUGCAUGCUGGAGGCUGGUGAUUUGAUCGAGGCUAGAAAGGAGUUGCUCAAAGCUAUGGAGCUGUAUAGAGUUCCCUUUCCUACUUCUGGAUACUGGAGAAAAAUACACAACUUUGGGCAAUCUUUAAAACAAUUGUUGGCGCUGUAUGUCGCGCCAAACUUUUACAUAGCCAGAUAUGGCGGUACCGUUGGACACUUUUACGAUGAUAUUGCCACGACACUGAGUAGAUUGUACGUGUUGUUUACGGAAUGUAAAGAAGAAGCAAAUGCAACAUUGGCUGCGAAAUGGUCUCUUAAUUUCGCUUUGCGCAGUAACUCCAAUUUGCGAGUAUUGUGCACUAGUUACGCAAAUAUGAUUUCAGUAUAUACGCAAAAACAAAAGUACUCGAUGUGCAUCACGUUGGAGAAAAGAUCACUGGAAAACUGUCGCCGCAAACGAGGACAACUUGACGUCACCGAAGUGGAUUCCGUGUGCUUACUGUACACCAACAUUUUUCUAUUUUACGUGGAGUGGUCUAAAAAGUUAGAAAGUCUGGAAUUUGGUCUUGUGGUGAUGCAUAUGAUGCCCGGUGUGCACAGCUCUCAAAUGCGUCAGGUGCUCAUUCUAUCGAUGCUGAAGUUGCUGUUAUGUGAUCUGAGAAUAGUCGACAUGGUCACCAUUAUGACAGAGUUUCUUUAUCUAAGUGAUACGACGGAUUUGUGUUCGGAAACUUGGUACUUUUACUACUGUCUUGUGAUUCUUCUCGACACAGGCUAUUGUGUCGAAUCUCUAUGCGCUUGCGAGAGGUUCUACAUGAAGAAGGUUGACUCUUUACUGAGAAGUAAGACCGUGGAAGCCUCUUGGAAUUUCUAUGUCGCUAUGUGGCUUAUGAUAAUCAGAAUAGGCGCUUGGGAGCGGUCCAUAUUGUGGGAAGAGAAAAUUCAACAAUUGCUUUGCAAGAAGUUUGAGAAAAACGAAUUUAACGCAAUGAUGUUGGCAAGACUGAUCGAAGGACUUCUUAUAACGCUAGUAAAACAAAUGGAUAAUAGAAACAUAAAGAAGAUACUAGUAUUACAGAAAGCUCUCAAAGUUUUGUUUCAAGAAUUGAACAAAUCAUGCGAACAUGCCUCUUUGUAUCGACCCAAAUAUUACCUGUUGGUCGCCUAUCAUCACUACAUAACAGGAAACAAACAUAAGGCGUUUAACUUUUUGAACAAGGCUCGCGACUAUGCUAAACAAUAUUCACUAAACAUCGAAUUGAUUUGGAUUGAACAUACACGCAAUUACUGGAAGGGAAGUUUAAAUCCGAAUCUUCGUGAUUAUUGGUGCGAACACGUCGAACCAGGUAACCUGCUAGAUUACAGAGAUUUCGAUGUUCAUAAACCAAACGCAAUAGUACCUUUUACUCUGCCUGUACCAAAAGAUCUGGAAAAAAUAAUGCCGAUGGCAACAUCGCAUACAUAA
This is a messenger RNA of Arctia plantaginis, 5310 nucleotides long. Lineage: Eukaryota; Metazoa; Arthropoda; Insecta; Lepidoptera; Erebidae. The record is from the annotation of a GenBank genome assembly.